This is a messenger RNA of Neomonachus schauinslandi (Hawaiian monk seal), 816 nucleotides long. RefSeq lists its product as uncharacterized. The record is from RefSeq and is a predicted model, not a curated record. NCBI's taxonomy places the organism in Eukaryota, Metazoa, Chordata, Mammalia, Carnivora, Phocidae.
AUGGAGAUGCAGAGAGUGCAAGACCAGAUCUGGAUGAGGAGUCAACAGAAGGGAGUGGAGCAGAGUCCUGGAUCUCUGAGCGUUCUGGAGGGAGCCACUGCCUCUCUCAACUGCAAUUAUAGUGACAGUGCUUCCCAGUACUUCAUGUGGUACAGACAGUAUUCCGGGAAGGGUCCCGAGCUGCUGAUGUACAUGUACUCCAAAGCACGGGACUUGUCCAGCCCAACCUCCCCACUCUUCCUGGCUCUGAAGGCUCAGCGACCUUGGCUACUGUCCCAUCUCCUCAGCAGCCCACACUGUCUCCACUGCUCAGCCAUGCUCCUGCUGCUCAUCUCAGUGCUUGAGGGGAUUUUUGCCCCAAGAGGAACUGGAGCCCAGUCGGUGACCCAGCCUGAUGCCCACGUCACUGUUUCUGAAGAAGCUUUUCUGGAGCUGAGAUGCAACUAUUCUUAUAGUGGAGCUCCUUAUCUCUACUGGUACGUGCAGCACCCCAACCAAGGCCUCCAGCUUCUCCUCCAGUAUGUAUCAGGGAACACCAAGGUUCAAGGUAUCAAAGGUUUCGAGGCUGAAUUUAAGGACAGUGAAACCUCUUUCCACCUGAAGAAACCCUCAGCCCAUUGGAACGACUCAGCUGUGUACUUCUGCGCUGUGAGUGACACAGUGCCUGGGACUGCAGGGGGAGCUAAACACAAACCUCCUGAGACACUGGGACUUCCUGUGACUCAAGAACUCAAGAGAGAGUUUUCCAAGAUCUCCUUUACGGUGAAGGAAAAUAGGGCAGGACAGGCUGGGCCCUGGGGAACACUUACCUCCUGA